AUGUGGGUGGGUCUAAUCUUGUCGGGUCAAGCUCAAGUUCAGGUCUCUAUUUUGGCUGGUACCCUGGCUCGUUUGGAUAGAGAUGCUCCUCACUAUAGAAAUUACUGCGUUAUGUGCAGAGAUGGCUACAAUGACUUCAAUACGUUCUACAUUCAAGCAGCUUCUGGGACGAAAGGUGGUUCAAGUGGUUCCCCUGUAAUUGAUUGGCAAGGCAGAGCAGUUGCCUUAAAUGCUGGAUUCAAGUCAUCAUGCUCGUCGGCAUUUUUCUUACCUUUAGAACGAGUUGUACGGGCCUUAAAAUUCUUGCAGAAAGGAAGAGAUUCAGUUACAAAUAGGUGGGAAGCGGUCACCAUUCCACGUGGCACACUUCAGGUUGUACGGGCCUUAAAAUUCUUGCAGAAAGGAAGAGAUUCAGUUACAAAUAGGUGGGAAGCGGUCACCAUUCCACGUGGCACACUUCAGGUCACGUUUUCGCACAAAGGAUUUGAUGAGACACGUCGUCUUGGUCUCCAAAUUGAAACAGAACAAACGGUGCGUCAUGCUUCCCCGCCUGGUGAAACUGGUAUGCUUGUCGUUGAUUCCGUGGUACCAGGUGGCCCAGCCCAUAAGCAUUUGGAGCCGGGCGAUGUGCUUGUUCGCAUGAAUGGUGAGUUCAAGAAAAACAAAAUCAGAGGGUCAACGAAGGAUGUCAUUCUCACUGUCGGCAAAUCUUGCUUGAAUUCUCACUGUCCAAGAUUUGGAGCCUUGGAGUUCUGGUUCAUCACAUCGUUGUUUGCUGCUCUGGGUUGCUGGGUCCCUGUUCGCUAUUCACUGUUCUUUGCUGUGUUGCCGUCUCUGUUCAAACAAAUAUCAGACCAAUUUGCUAUUCUUUGCUACGUUUCUGCUCCAGUCGGUGGAUGUUUCUUUGCUGGAGUAACCCAGUUCAAGAAAAACAAAAUCAGAGGGUCAACGAAGGAUGUCAUUCUCACUGUCGGCAAAUCUUGCUUGAAUUCUCACUGUCCAAGAUUUGGAGCCUUGGAGUUCUGGUUCAUCACAUCGUUGUUUGCUGCUCUGGGUUGCUGGGUCCCUGUUCGCUAUUCACUGUUCUUUGCUGUGUUGCCGUCUCUAUUCAAACAAAUAUCAGACCAAUUUGCUAUUCUUUGCUGCGUUUCUGCUCCACAUUGCUCAUCUGUUGCUGCCUGUGACGAGAAUGGAUGGCUAGGAGGCUCUUCUGAAUGGAAGAUUUCAGAAUGUGACCCUUCUGAGAAUAUUUUGCAGUGGAAUGAAUCUAAACUAGUCAGUGGGUUUGGUUCUAGAGCCAAAAUGUCAAACUGCAUCACCAGCUCUUCUGAAUGGAAGAUUUCAGAAUGUUACCCUUCUGAGAAUAUUUUGCAGUGGAAUGAAUCUAAACUAGUCAGUGGGUUUUGUUCUAGAGCCAAAAUGUCAAACUGCAUCACCAGUAAUGUUCAGAACUUGCACUCAAUAACUCCUGACUACUUCUUGGAAGUUAGUGGUGCUGUGAUUCAGCCACUUUCUUAUCAACAGGUUCAGAACUUGCACUCAAUAACUCCUGACUACUUCUUGGAAGUUAGUGGUGCUGUGAUUCAGCCACUUUCUUAUCAACAGCCUAUACUGGCCAUGGGGGUGUUUAUGAUGUAUGUGUUUGACUCACUUUCUAUUGGAUCCUUGCAAAAUGGCUGUGGUUCAGAAGGGUUCACAAGGGCUAGAAAUUUCCGUUUCCAUUCUGGUCUUGUCUAUGUUACCGAACCAGGGUAUAUGCUAUUUAGGGCUGGAGUUCCACGGCAUGCCAUCAUUAAGAAGUUUGCAGGAGAAGAAAUAUGCUGUCUUGAAGACCUAAUCUUGGUACUAUCUAAACUGUCAAGGGGUGCAAGAAUACCAUUGGAAUUUGUAAGAUACACUGAUCGUCAUCGAAGAAAGUCUGUCCUAGUCACAGUUGACGGCCAUGAGUGGUAUGCCCCUCCUCAGAUAUACACUCGUGAUGAUGGUUCUGGUUUAUGGACAGCAAAGCCUGCUUUGCCACCUGACUGCCCUCUUUUAUCAUCUGCCACCAAACAUGUUGGACAAGGUCUAGCAAACCACAUACUUUCAUCAGAUGCUAGCGAGGCUAGUCCAAUGGAACAUGUCCAUCACACUAUCAGCCAAGAAUCUUCUGAUGGUGUAACCAGUAUCGAAACUAGUGAUGAAUAUGUCGCUGAAGGCCAAGCUUCUAGGGAUGAAUCUGAUUUUGGAACAAAAAAGCUGCAGGAGGAGGAGAAUUCAUCUGCUGAUGGACUUGUUAUUGCUGAUGGUUCUUUAGAUGAGCCCACAGAAGUGGGAUUGGAGGACUCAAAAACCUUGGAAGAUGCAGUUUUAAGAGAUUAUCAAGGUGCCGCAGCUGCCGCAGCUAAUGCUUCAGUUGCUGAGCGUGUGAUAGAGCCUACUCUUGUAAUGCUCGAGUGGCUGACAGCGGUGGAGGAAUGUCGAUGUUGGGGUGAAGAAGCAAUGGAAAAUGCUACUGAAAGAGUUCAUGUGCCAUCACCAUGUAAGCUUGAUGGUGUCCACUUACAACAUUUCUUUGGAACUGGUGUGAUCGUAUACCAUUCUCAAACCUUGGGAUUAGUUGUAGUUGACAAGAAUACUGUUCCAAUAGCUGUCUCCGAUGUGAUGCUUUCUUUUGCUGCCUUUCCUAUUGAAAUUCCUGGGGAGGUGGUUUUUCUGCAUCCAGUACAUAACUUUGCUUUUGUUGCAUAUGACCCUUCUGCGUUGGGAGCUGUUGGUGCUUCUGUGGUUCGUGCUGCUGAACUUCUUCCUGAUGGGGAAGAUGAACAGAUAAUACCUGUUAACUUCUAUAGGGUUCAUGUGCCAUCACCAUGUAAGCUUGAUGGUGUCCACUUACAACAUUUCUUUGGAACUGGUGUGAUCAUAUACCAUUCUCAAACCUUGGGAUUAGUUGUAGUUGACAAGAAUACUGUUCCAAUAGCUGUCUCCGAUGUGAUGCUUUCUUUUGCUGCCUUUCCUAUUGAAAUUCCUGGGGAGGUGGUUUUUCUGCAUCCAGUACAUAACUUUGCUUUUGUUGCAUAUGACCCUUCUGCGUUGGGAGCUGUUGGUGCUUCUGUGGUUCGUGCUGCUGAACUUCUUCCUGAACCUGCUCUGCGUCGUGGAGAUUCAGUCUAUCUUGUGGGGUUGAGUAGGAGUCUACAGACAAUGUCUAGGAAAUCUAUUGUCACCAACCCUUAUGCUGCUUUGGAUAUUGUCUCUGCUGCUUGUCCGCAGUACAGACCAACCAAUAUGGAAGUCAUCAAGCUUGAUACUGAUUUUGGUAGUACAUUUUCGGGUGUGCUAACUGAUGAACAUGGAAGGGUUCAAGCUAUCUGGGGAAUUUUUUCAACUAAGCUGAAAGGUGGCCAUAACUCAAAUGUAGAUCAUCAGUUUGUCCGGGGAGUUCCAAUAUAUACCAUCAGUCAAGUCCUGUGCAAAAUGAUAUCUGGUGCCAAUGGACCACCUCUUCUUAUAAAUGGCAUCAAAAGGCCCAUGCCACUUGUUAGAAUUUUGGAGGUUGAACUUAAACCUACUUUGCUGUCAAAAGCUUGGAGUUUUGGACUGAGCGACAAACCUGCUCUGCGUCGUGGAGAUUCAGUCUAUCUUGUGGGGUUGAGUAGGAGUCUACAGACAAUGUCUAGGAAAUCUAUUGUCACCAACCCUUAUGCUGCUUUGGAUAUUGUCUCUGCUGCUUGUCCGCAGUACAGACCAACCAAUAUGGAAGUCAUCAAGCUUGAUACUGAUUUUGGUAGUACAUUUUCGGGUGUGCUAACUGAUGAACAUGGAAGGGUUCAAGCUAUCUGGGGAAUUUUUUCAACUAAGCUGAAAUAUGGCCAUAACUCAAAUGUAGAUCAUCAGUUUGUCCGGGGAAUUCCAAUAUAUACCAUCAGUCAAGUCCUGUGCAAAAUGAUAUCUGGUGCCAAUGGACCACCUCUUCUUAUAAAUGGCAUCAAAAGGCCCAUGCCACUUGUUAGAAUUUUGGAGGUUGAACUUAAACCUACUUUGCUGUCAAAAGCUCGGAGUUUUGGACUGAGCGACAGUUGGAUUCAAGUACACUUUCGUCCUUCAACAAAUUCCUUGUUUCUUUUGAUGCCUGUGAUACAUUUGCAUUCAAAAUUUGAGAUUGAAGAGCUGCAGCCAUCUUCAACUAAAUCAAUGGGAUCCCUGAACAAAGCUCUGGCAGAGGGGAUCUUAGUGCAUCUGUGUCAUGGUGUGUUCCUAUUUGUUUGCGUCGCUCUUGUAAAGAAAGAUCCUAUUAGACGUCAAGUUCUACGGAUUACAGGUUGUUUGGCGGGAUCCAAAGCUGAAAAUUUACUAGAACAAGGUGACAUGGUUUUAGCAAUUAAUAAAGAGCCAAUUACAUGUUAUCGUGACAUUGAAGAUGCUUGCCAGUCAUUGGACCUGUGUGAUGACAGUGAUGGGAGACUUAACAUGACUAUUUUUCGUCAGUGUUGUGAAAUUGAACUUCUCGUUGGAACCGAUGUGAGGGAUGGGAAUGGAACCACUCGUAUGAUAAAUUGGUGCGGAUCUAUUGUCCAGGAUCCACACCCAGCUGUGCGUGCUCUUGGAUUUCUUCCCAAUGAAGGCCAUGGCGUAUAUGUGACAAGGUGGUGUCACGGGAGUCCAGUACAUAGAUAUGGUCUGUAUGCUCAGCAAUGGAUAGUUGAAGUUAAUGGAAAACCAACUCCUGACUUAGAUGCUUUUGUCAGUGUGACAAAGGCAUUGCAGCAUCAGGAAUUCGUUCGUGUAAAGACUGUCCACUUGAAUGGGAAGCCUCAAGUGUCUACAUUGAAGCAGGAUUUGCACUACUGGCCUACUUGGGAGCUAAGAUUUGAUCCUGAAACUGCAAUGUGGCGUCGCAAGACAAUCAAAGCAUUGAACUGCAGUAUUUGA
Molecule: messenger RNA, 4911 nt
Organism: Ilex paraguariensis (yerba mate)
Lineage: Eukaryota; Viridiplantae; Streptophyta; Magnoliopsida; Aquifoliales; Aquifoliaceae
Source: the annotation of a GenBank genome assembly